AUGGGCCACGUGCCAUUAAAAGAUAUGCAAUCAGAUGACGUUAAAUUGUGUAUUGAUAAUCUUUAUAUUCAAGCCAUAAAAGCACGGUGGCUCAAAUUGGAAAAUGAAGAAAUCCCAAUCAAGAACGCACAAACUUUCAUCAUAGAUCCAAUCAUGAAAAAGUUUGUUUUCGUUGGCGUCACCAUUCGCUGCAAAGAAACCGGCAUGUACUUAUGCUUCGACAAAAAUUGGAAAAUAAAAGGAGUGAAAAACAUAGGCAACAUUGUCAAUCGCCCUCGAUGCCAUUUCAAGGAAAGCCUCGAUCCAUUGGGAUACUUUCAGUACCCAUCUGUCAAAGAUUCUUCAAAGUAUCUCGGUUUCACCGGCAACGGUAAACCGAUUAACUUCAAAUCGAAUCGCACAAUCGAUGAAAAGUGCCAAAACAUUCAACGCAUUAAUGCAGCCAAUUAUACCGCGGAAUUCUUCAGCACUCAUCAUCCCGUUCGCCACAAACACAAUCAGCAACCGCAUCGCCGGAAGCACAAUCACCUAAAUCGAUCGCAAGAGAAUCUCCCCGAUAGCUAUCCGAACAGUAGCGGCUUAUCAUCAUCACAGCAGGCGACGGCAGUUAAACCAUUCGUGCCAGCGCGUUCUCCCAAACGUCGUCUGCCACAAUCCCAAAGAACCACACCGCUGCAGAUGAGCAACGACGUUCACACACCACCAACCUCAACGAUCAAACCAACGAAAAUCAUCAGCACAAAGAAACAAGUCAAACCGUCGAAACGGUUAGGAAAAAUCAACAAGAAGCCUGCCACGUCGUUUAGCAGUAACAGUAGCAAUAGUGGUUCCGUCAACAUCAGGCAUCAACAUCAUCAUCACCACAGAAACCACAAGCCAGGUGUAGUCAAAACAACUCCAACGGCAACAGCAUUCUAGGCCUAUUUUGCAUAAGCUCAACACCAUUGUUUGGCUCAUCGUGACAAGCAUGGAGCCCGCAAAUGUUGCCAACCGCUUGUUUCGCAGCAAGCCAUGCCGUCGAGGUAUCCCAACGACACUAUCUCUCUAUCUCUAAUGAUUAUCUGACUCGCUGAUUCCGCCUCGGUCUACAUGAGAAGGUCGGUUGGAAUUGGCAUACAUUUUGUAUUAGAACGUUACAACAACCGGGAAAGCUUUAUUAGAGUUAAAUUUCAAACAUACAUAAGUGUCAAUGCAUUGCCCUAGAAGUUUAUUUUACCAAUACUGAACAGUAGCCACAAAAAGCCUUGAAUUGCCAGCUCACGUGAAUUCUGCAGAAAGCCAGGAAAAAACUAAGGGAUAGUUUAAAAAAAAACAACCGCCAAAAGUAUUAUUCACCCCACCUAAAUCAUCGACUGAUGAAGAACGAUUCGAUUUCCCCUCUCGAAUGGAAUUCAGUUCAUUCGCAUAACAGUAACUCUACAUCAGCAAGUAAGCAAGAAAAACAAUAGUUAAAACUACAAGUAAAACAACAACAAAAACACAUCGCGAGCAAUAACAAAUGCAGAUUAGGAACCAUAGAAUAUUAGCGAAAAAAAAAAGAUGCCAAAUGCCGAGAGCUUCUAGAUGCCUUAAUUGGUGUGUUUUACAUCUCUGUGUAGCUAUCUUACUACAUUCGUGGAAGUUGUCGUCCGACACCUGGAAGUUUUGCCGGAGGUAUCCAGCCAUCCAAAUUUUUGUGAAACCUCUCUUUUAUUAUUUUACUGAAAAUCGUUCAACGCGUGGAUUUCACCGUUUCUUAUUUAUGCUCUUUGAAUUGUUGUUUUGGUUCUUUUUAUUUGAGUUACAGAAAAAUUAAGCUUCGUUGUACUCCAUUAGAUAAAAAAAAUGUUUUAACAUUAAUACAUAUGGUGCUUUGAAAACCCGAAUUUGAGAUUUGCUAGCAAAAACCUUUCGAAUUGGGAUCUCGCGCUGUAUGCAGACAAAAACUAGAAUCGUCCUGCUUCAAAAAUGUGAAAGAAACUUGUUGUUUUAACGUUAAAACGUUCGCUUAGUUUUGACUCAAAAUUCGAACACUUGUAGCUCGCUUGAAAAUUUAUUUCUAAUGUGAAAAUUUCCGUUCAGCUGAGUAAUUCCUAAGUUAUCAAUUUUACAGUCAUGAUUAUGAGCGCUACUGAUUUUAGAAAGGAUGGAUUAAAUCACGUGUUUCUCCAUGAUCACCACAAAAAGAGCAAAAAGAAGUGCUCCCAGGCUCAAAGUUUUUCACAGCUUUAUUAAUUUUUCGGUAAAUUCCAUCACAUUUAAAUAUUGCGCCCUUCGAAAACCACUUCCGGGAUGCUUCAAAUGUUCAAAACACAACAAGCCCAACGUCCGAACGAGUACUGUUAACCAAACAAAUGUGAAACAAUCGCGUUAGCAUCUACUCUCAUUCAACCUUCUAGUCUUAUGAAAUUUGAAACUGAAUUGCAAUUCAAAUCUUACCUUAACUGGAUGAGUAAAACUUGUAGGAAAUCAACCGAUUCGGCAACAUUGAGAUGCUGUUCUUUGAUCAUGUGGCCUGCAUUCCUUUUUUCUAAGCUAUGAAGCAAAAACAGCUGAUCAGUUUAGUUGAUGUAUUAUAUAACUCAAGAUUUGUACGUUCUUAUGUAAAUAUUAUUGAUAACAAUCAUCGAGUUGCAUAUUGAGAGGUUCAAAGUGUGCCAUGAAUAUCAGUACUAGUGUUUAAUCUGCUAUUUAGACGAAACACGCGAUUAAUAAACAGAGAAACUUGUUUAUACCUCUAGACAGCCGAUAGAAUAUCAAAAUACUACCUUAAAUUGAGAAAAAAAAAGAUUUGGACGAUAGUGAAAAGUCACCGACCGCACAAAAGUUGCUCCUUUAUUUCUAAAGUAAUUGUUUCUGAAAGUUGCUAACAUUGUCAGUUGGUUAAUCCUAUCAGUUAUCGCAGAAAUUUGGAAGCUGAAAACUGUGAACAAUAAACAAAGGUUAUUAGGAAAACAUGCACAAAUAAUGUGACUUAACGAAAAGCUGUUAGUAUAUGUGUAUUUACGCAAGACAACAUAAAAGCAUUAAUAGAUCGCAAAGCAAAGCCUCAACUUACGCUAUUUACAUCAAAUAAUAUAACGAAUUAAACAAUAGAAUAAAAAUUGUCAGCUGGAAAUCAACAUUUAAGAAAAAAAAUUAACAUCAAUCCACUUCGCUUGGGCGAAACACAAAAAGGGCAAACCGAUAUGAAGUCACACUGGAAAUAUCCCAAUCUCAAAUAUUGUAUGAAUCUCAUGAUAAUAUUGUUGUACACACAUACACAAAAAAUGGAACGGAAAAAGUGGUAGUCAUUAGCAAA
This is a messenger RNA of Uranotaenia lowii, 3280 nucleotides long. RefSeq lists its product as uncharacterized. The record is from RefSeq and is a predicted model, not a curated record. Bases 1 to 918 code for a protein of 305 amino acids. Lineage: Eukaryota; Metazoa; Arthropoda; Insecta; Diptera; Culicidae. The transcript has 3 exons. Gene Ontology annotation, molecular function: growth factor activity.